CUCGGAGCCACGGCCAUCGAGGACAAACUGCAGCAGGGGGUCCCCGAAACCAUUGCCAUCCUGACGCUGGCCAACAUCAAGAUCUGGGUGCUGACGGGGGACAAACAGGAAACGGCUGUGAACAUCGGCUACUCCUGCAAGAUGCUGACAGACGACAUGACGGACGUGUUUGUGGUGACGGGCCACACGGUGCUGGAGGUGCGAGAGGAGCUCAGGAAAGCCCGGGAGAAGAUGAUGGAUGCGUCACGCUCCGUGGGCAACGGCUUCUCCUACCAGGAGAAACUCUCCUCCUCCAAGCUCACCUCUGUGCUGGAAGCCAUCGCAGGCGAAUAUGCCCUGGUCAUCAAUGGGCACAGCCUGGCCCACGCGCUGGAGGCUGACAUGGAGGUGGAGUUCCUGGAGACAGCAUGUGCCUGCAAGGCCGUCAUCUGCUGCCGUGUCACGCCUUUGCAGAAGGCCCAGGUGGUGGAGCUGGUGAAGAAGUACAAGAAAGCUGUGACCCUGGCCAUCGGGGACGGGGCCAACGAUGUCAGCAUGAUCAAGACCGCCCACAUCGGGGUGGGCAUCAGCGGGCAGGAGGGCAUCCAGGCAGUGCUGGCCUCCGACUACUCCUUCUCGCAGUUCAAGUUCCUGCAGCGCCUGCUCCUGGUGCACGGGCGCUGGUCCUACCUACGCAUGUGCAAGUUCCUCUGCUACUUCUUCUACAAGAACUUCGCCUUCACCAUGGUCCACUUCUGGUUUGGUUUCUUCUGUGGCUUCUCAGCACAGACUGUGUAUGACCAGUACUUCAUCACGCUCUACAACAUCGUCUACACCUCGCUGCCCGUGCUCGCCAUGGGGGUCUUUGACCAGGACGUGCCAGAGCAGCGGAGCAUGGAGUACCCCAAGCUCUAUGAGCCUGGGCAGUUGAACCUGCUUUUCAACAAGCGGGAGUUCUUCAUCUGCAUCGCCCAAGGGAUCUACACCUCUGUCCUCAUGUUCUUCAUCCCCUACGGCGUCUUCGCUGACGCUACCCGCGAUGAUGGUGCCCAGCUGGCCGACUACCAGUCCUUUGCCGUCACUGUCGCCACCUCCCUCGUGAUUGUCGUCAGCGUGCAGAUUGGGCUGGACACGGGCUUCUGGACGGCCAUCAACCACUUCUUCAUCUGGGGCAGCCUGGCCGCCUACUUCGCCAUCCUCUUUGCCAUGCACAGCGACGGUCUCUUCCAGAUGUUCCCCAACCAGUUCCGCUUUGUGGGGAAUGCGCAGAACACGCUGGCCCAGCCCACGGUCUGGUUGACCAUCGCCCUCACCACUGUGGUCUGCAUCAUGCCCGUCGUGGCCUUUCGCUUCCUCAAGCUGGACUUAAAACCCGAACUCUCGGAUACGGUGCGCUACACUCAGCUGGUGCGGAAGAAGCAGAAGACGCAGCACCGGUGCAUGCGGCGCGUGGGGCGCGUGGGUUCGCGUCGCUCCGGUUAUGCCUUUUCCCACCAGGAGGGUUUUGGGGAGCUCAUCAUGUCGGGCAAGAACAUGCGGCUCAGCUCCCUGGCGCUCUCCAGCUUCACC
This is a messenger RNA of Antrostomus carolinensis (chuck-will's-widow), 1548 nucleotides long. RefSeq names its product phospholipid-transporting ATPase ID. The annotation marks the transcript as partial. Gene Ontology annotation, biological process: Golgi organization; phospholipid translocation. The transcript is spliced from 10 exons. The record is from RefSeq and is a predicted model, not a curated record. Gene Ontology annotation, cellular component: trans-Golgi network; plasma membrane. Lineage: Eukaryota; Metazoa; Chordata; Aves; Caprimulgiformes; Caprimulgidae. Gene Ontology annotation, molecular function: ATPase-coupled intramembrane lipid carrier activity; ATP hydrolysis activity; magnesium ion binding.